AUGGCUAUCCAGGUUGAUGAUACACACGAUCAAAGCCAACACAAGCAUGAAUCUGUUGACAUAUCAUCUGCGGGUCAGGCUGAUGGCGACGGCUUCACAUCUUUUGAGGUCGCCGGCCUUGUAGCCGACGAGCCCACCACCCCCACCGCCAUGAGAGAGGAAGUUUUGCUUAUCUCAUGGCUUAUCGUGCUCUUGCGAACCCGCGAAGGGGGCCAUAUCCGAUAUGACUGGGCAUACAAGGGGCCGGAACAGGAGCCAGUGAAGGAAUGUCUGUCGAUGGGAGAACUGGCGAUAGGUUUGCAAUAUAGUGUCGGACAGGCCACCGCAGCAAUUUCCCAGUAUAUCAAGACCGUCUCAUCAAGUAGGGAUGCGACUAUGUCCAACCCCGCCUCACUCCUACUGAGUACGGGUUCCCUGUCGCAAACAUCAGAAGAUGUGAAAGAAGAAGGCACAAUUCACCUCGAGACACGCUUUGAGAAUGGCCGACUCGCGAUUCGCCCAGCUUGGCGCUCCGAAACAAUGUUAGAUUUCACAGUCACGCAACACGUCAAGUCGCUGGUCGACACCAUCCAGAUGUGUCUGUCGAAUCCUGAUGCGUCCAUUGAAACCUGCCUUCGGCCAACCGCGAGUGAUUUGGAUGCCAUAUGGGGGGUGGAAUCACGAGCUUCCGCCCUCAUACAACUUCUGCAUGCACGAUGUAUUUUCCGAGCAAUCUCAGAGAUUCCCAGACAAGGUCGCGAUCUCAUCGUGGGAUGGAAAAUGGGUGUGGAGGUACAUGAUUUCAUUCCGGUUUGCUUUGAGAAAUCAAGAUGGACAAUCGUCGCCGUACUUGCGGUGAUGAAGGCAGGAGGAACUUUGGUGAUGAUGGACCCAACACUUCCGCUUGCUCGUCUGCAGAAUAUGGCGAAACAAGUUGGUGCGAAGGCGAUGGUAUCGUCCCGCAACCAGCACGAGCUGGCAACAACUAUCAUGCCAGACGGAAAACACAUCGUUGUGGAAGCAGACGCAUUCGCACACUUAUCAAAUUCAGAACCCCUUCCACAGUUGCCGGCAGUCCCGUCAUCUGCCCUAAUGUACAUAAUCUUCACUUCUGGCAGCACAGGUACGCCCAAGGGUGUCAAGAUCUCUCACGAAACAUAUACAAGCAGCGCGUUCCCACGCGCAAAAGCUGUUGGUUAUACGGAGGAGUCUAGGGUUCUCGAUUUUGCAUCAUACGCUUUCGAUGUUAGUAUCGACAGCAUGCUUUUGACUUUGGCAAACGGGGGUUGCCUUUGCAUUCCCUCCGAUGAAGAUCGACUGAACGAUAUUAAUGAAGUGAUACGAAAAAUGAAAAUCAACUACGCAGGUAUAACUCCGUCUGUGGCCCGAAUUCUGGAGCCGGAUGUGAUAGCAUCGCUGAGUGCAUUGGGUCUGGGGGGAGAGGCAGCAGCGGCGACGGAUGUGACACGCUGGGGUCAAGACACUAGGAUUGUCAUAGGUUACGGCCCUUGUGAGUGCACGAUCGGAUGUACGGUGAACAGCGAUACUGCCACCGGUAGAGACUAUAUCUCUAUUGGGACAGGAAACGGCGCAGCCAUGUGGAUUGCCGACCCUAAUGACCACAAUGUGCUAAUGCCAGUCGGCGCUGUGGGUGAGCUACUUGUUGAGGGCCCAAUUGUAGGACAGGGCUACUUGAACGAUCCAGAAAAAACCGCUGCCGCUUUCAUCCAUGACCCAGCCUGGCUUACUGCUGGCCACAGUGGCUAUGCUGGCCGCUCGGGGCGUCUGUACAAGACUGGAGACCUUGGAAAGUAUGAUCCAGACGGUUCUGGGGGCAUUGUCUUUGCUGGGCGAAAAGACACACAAGUCAAGCUGCGCGGACAACGUGUCGAGCUAGGUGAAAUCGAGAGCCAGCUUAACGCCAGACUAACUGCAGAAAUCACCGUGAUUGCGGAAGUGAUUAAGCCUCAGUCUUCUGGGGGCCAGCCCACGUUGGUGGCAUUCCUUGCGUCUCAGUCUACGAAGAAGAACGGAGACACUGAGCUAAAGUCGGCAGAGCUAUCAGACGACCUGCGCAAAACGCUAUCAAAAGCUGAUGCAGAAAUCGCAAAGGUUUUGCCGCGUUAUAUGGUGCCAAACGCAUAUAUCCCGGUCAAUUACAUUCCUGUUUUAAUUUCGGGAAAGACGGACCGCAAACGGCUUCGUGAAUUCGGUGUCACAGUAGACUUACAACAGCUGGAUCAAGGCACAAACAACGAGCCUGCACGGGAGUUGACGGACCUUGAGCAACGGUUGCGCCAGGGUUGGGGCCAAGUAUUGAAACUGGAUUCUGAAGCUAUUCGACCUGACGAUAAUUUCUUCGCACUCGGUGGUGACUCCCUGGCGGCCAUGAGGCUUGUGUCGGUCUGCAGAGCGGAUGGUCUCGAUCUCAGUGUCACCGGCACCUUUGGCCACCCUACACUUUCAGCGAUGGCCAGCGUCGUCAGCAUCAUCGACUCGAAGGUGAAGACAGAAACACCGGCAUUUUCAAUGAUCACCCAGGCUGUAGAAAGCGCCUGUCUGGAAGCAUCAGAAGCCUGCGGAUCAGAUCCUGAAUCCGUCGAAGACAUCUACCCUUGUACUCCCACGCAAGAGUCGCUUUUCACCUUCUCGCUAAAGUCAGUCAAGCCAUACAUCGCCCAGAGAGUCGCUCGCAUUCCCUCGCACAUCAGUUCUGAUGCUUGGAAGAAUGCAUGGAGUGAGGUUGUAGCAGCAAGCCCCAUCCUGCGCACUCGUGUGGCCCAGCUACAGGAACGUGGUCUUCAGCAGGUCGUGCUAAAGGAGACUAUCUCCUGGAGGUCUUCGACCGAUCUUGUUCAGUACCUAGAGGCAGAUCGGAACGAGAGAAUGAAUCUGGGAGAGAGCCUAGCUCGAUACGCCAUAGUUAGCGAUCCACAGACUGAGACGAGGUACAUGGUCUGGACAAUUCAUCACGUGGUCUACGACGGGUGGUCAGAGCCGGUAAUACUUAAGAAUGUCAGUGAUGCCUUGCAAGGCCAGCCGAUUGAAACCCAGGCACAAAUCAGAGACUUCGUCAAAUGGGUCCGCGAUACAGAUGAAGUUGCUAUGCAGGCAUUCUGGCAACGAGAACUAAAAGGCGCAGUUGGACCUCAGUUCCCCCGGUUACCCACGAGAGACUACUUGCCAGUUCCAGAUGCUAUGGUCGAACGUCAGAUACCGCUUGAGACAGGUUCCGGUUGGCCUUUCACACUGGCAACACUUAUUCGCGGUGCCUGGGCCCUAGUGGCGUCACAGUAUACAGGGAGCGACGAUGUUGUAUUCGGCGAAACGCUCACGGGGCGAGACAUUUCGUUGCCAGGAGUGGAAGGUAUUGUGGGUCCAUUGAUUGCAACAGUACCUAUCCGCGUACGUGUUCCUCGAACAAGCUCCGUCGAAUCCUAUCUACAGGCUGUGCAACAAAGUGUUGUGGCCCGUACUCCAUAUCAGCAUAUGGGGAUGCAAAACAUUCGCAAGGUCAGCCAAGACGCGCAACAUGCAUGUGAAGCUGGUACAGGUUUGGUCAUCCAGCCAGAGCCGGAGUAUGUGGGCAGCGAACUGGGCUUUGAGCUUGGAGACGUCGUACGUGAAGCGCUGCAUUUCAACCCAUAUCCGCUCAUGUUAGGCUGUGGUAUCCGAAAGGGCGGUUUCAGAAUAUGCGCAAAUUUCGAUAGCUCCCUGGUGGAGAUCCCACAAAUGGAACGAAUCCUCGCGCAGCUCGAAACGGCUUGCUUGCAGUUGACGAAAGGCCUCUCUAGAAGGAUCAACGAAAUAUCCUGUCUGCCCGAGGCGGAACUGGAUCAGAUCUGGCGAUGGAACCAGGUUGCCCCGUUGUCCUUGGACGAAUCAUCGGGAAGGCUUCGUGCAAAUGCGAACAUCAAGCCAGGAUCAGUUUACCCUCCUACGGUGGUUCCCUGGGUGUGCGACCCGCGGAAUCCAUCGUUGCUAUCGCCAAUCGGCUGUGUGGGUGAGCUCUGGCUCGAAGGCACCUUCCUUUCAGGCGGUGCCAUUGAUUCCCCCUCCUGGCUCCUGGCUGGCAGCUCCAACUUCAAAGGCCGGGCGGGAAGAGCGCAGCCGACCGGAGACAUGGUCAAUUUACAAGAGGACAGAAGCUUAAUAUUUGUUGGUAGAAAGGAGGAUGUCGUGCCAGUUCAAGGGCAUGCAGUGGAUAUCGCCGAUGUCGAGUCUCACUUUUCAAAAUACCUCCCACCAUCUGUUCGUGCUGCGGCUGCCGUCUUCCAGCCAUCUUCAGACGAUGCCCACUCUGUGGCAGAACAAGAGCUGGCCAUAUUCAUAGAGCAACAGCCCUUUGACGAAGACAGUGUUGAGCUCCUAUCGGCGAAGUAUGAUAUUGCUCGUGAGGCUUCAGACACGCAAAACUUCUCGACGUCUAUUUGUGCCAAAAUUCCCGUCAGUCUUACCGUUGCACUGAAGCGACUCAGAAAAUUUAUGCAAGACUCCCUUCCAUCAUACAUGGUCCCCUCUGCCUACGUUGUCCUGGACAAAUUGCCCACUGAGAUGGGUGAAGUCAACCACAGUUUGCUCAAACAGCUAGCCUCGAAUAUUCCAAAACACGUACUCAUCCAGCUUCGUGAAGCCUUCCAGCAGGCCUGGACGAAGAACUUGGGGCAAACUAAUAUGUCCCUCCCAGAGAGUAUCCUGCGGUCCGCCUGGGCAAAGAUACUAGGAAUGAGUCCCGAGAAGAUUGAUGUCGACGAUAACUUUUUCCGCAUGGGUGGUGACUCUGUUCUAGCAAUGAAACUAGUCUCUAGCCUUCGUGCGCAGGGGCACAGUUUGUCAGUGGCCGAUAUCUUCCAACACAUGCGUCUUGGUGAUGCAGCUAAAGUACUGAAACUGGGCCAGGUGUCGCAACAGAAAGCCCAGCCUUACAAGGCUUUCUCGACUCUGGGCCGUCUGGACGUAGAGCAGUUCGUGUCCGAAAUUAUCCGGCCGAAACUUGCUGAUGUUACGUGGUCUAUCCAAGAUGUAUCUCCCGUGACAGACUCCCAAGCACUCGACGUCAGAGCUACCGUUCAGGGACCGCGCACUUCGAUACAAUAUACUAUGUUGUACCUGGACCAGAAUAUCGAUCGAGAGCAAUUGUUCCGCGCCUGCAACGACCUGGUCAAGACUCACGACAUUCUGCGUACUGUCUUCAUCGAACACGAAUCUACCUUCCUUCAAGUUGUUUUGGAUGAGCUGGUCGUUCCUGUAUCCAUGCACCAAGCUGAUAAGGAUCUUGAUCAAUACAUCAAGGAUCUCUGUACAUCAAACACGGAAUCCUUCCACCUAGGAUCGUCCUUCUUCAAGUUGCUCCAUGUCGAGGGCAGCGAUGGCCAAGGAUGCCUCAUCCUAGGUCUUUCACACGCUCAGUACGACGGAAUGUCUCUACCUAGGCUGCUACAAGAUCUGGAAACUUUGUACACUGGCGGAAAGAUCAUCGACUUCGAGCCGUUCUCAGCAUAUAUUGCCCGGAUUUCCAAUGAAGGUGUCCAAACCAAAGCAAUCAACUACUGGCGCAACCUUCUAGAAGGGUCAUCCCUGUCUGUUCUAGAAGGAACGUCAGUACAGCCUACGGACAAGGCCAUAUUCCAAACUAAGCCCGUCGAUGUCUCCCAGCCUCUAGAGCUCGAAGAGAUCACGACUGCGAACUUACUCACUGCAGCCUGGGCGCUGGUACUGGCACGCCGUAUCCAAAAGCCAGAUGUGACAUUUGGUGGCGUGACUUCAGGCCGAAGCAUUGACCUCGCAAAUGUGGAAAAUGUUAUGGGUCCCUGCUACCAGCUAACCCCUAUCAGAGUCGCGUUCCAGUCACAGUGGACUGCGAUGGAUCUACUGCGCUUUGUUCAGAAGCAAAGCGCCGAAUCUGCGGCUCAUGACUUCCUCGGGUUCAACAAAAUCUCAAAGCAAUGCACAGAGUGGCCAUUGGAAGCAACAUGUUUUGACUCGCUCGUCCAUCAUCAGGACUGGGAUGACUUUGACACCAUGCCUUUUGCCGAGGGAACUUGCAAGGUUGAUAUCCUUAACCCGGAUGGGGAUGCCCCUUAUCCUUUAAAGGUUGUUUCGUUUGUCCGCGAUGGGCAAUUGAAUGUCGGAGUCGCUGGAAGUGAAAGAGAUGCGGCGUUCGUGAACGCAGCCCUUGAUGAGUUGGCUGCCACGGCCCCUAGCUUGGUCAAAGUCGCCGACACUUCCCUCGACAUUGGUUCGUAG
This is a messenger RNA of Aspergillus bombycis, 6225 nucleotides long. RefSeq names its product nonribosomal peptide synthase SidD (gene sidD). Bases 1 to 6225 code for a protein of 2074 amino acids. Gene Ontology annotation, molecular function: phosphopantetheine binding; catalytic activity. The transcript is spliced from 4 exons. The record is from RefSeq and is a predicted model, not a curated record. NCBI's taxonomy places the organism in Eukaryota, Fungi, Ascomycota, Eurotiomycetes, Eurotiales, Aspergillaceae. Gene Ontology annotation, cellular component: cytoplasm. Gene Ontology annotation, biological process: amino acid activation for nonribosomal peptide biosynthetic process; secondary metabolite biosynthetic process.